AUAAGAAAGAUGGGAAAAUGUAAGCCCGCGAAAAGUAAACGUAACAAAAAAAAAAAAAAAAUAAUAAUUUUCCUAGUAACUCAAUCUUCGCCAAACGAAAUGUAGUAAAAAAAAAAAUUAACGCCAAAAACUUUCUUGUGAUUGCGGCAACCCUAGCCAGGGGAGCAUUCAACAGUUCGCAUCUCACCGCCGCUAGUUACUACGGCCCUUUCCCAGAUCGGAAUUCUAGGCGGAGCAAGUGAAAGCAAGAUGGCGGCGGGCAUUCGAAUGUCCGCUUUACUCCGGACGGUGUUGUCAUUGUUUCUCGUAGCAGUAUUUCAGUUUGCGCGGUGCCAAGAACACCAGAAAGAAAUCACGCUUUCCGAAAUCCAUAGUACAGCGGAUCAGCAAAAUCAAUGCUACGACGCGUUUCGUAGACCCUUACGAUGCGUACCAGAGUUUGUGAACGCGGCCUUCAAUGUGCGGGUGGAAGCGACAAACACGUGCGGAACCAGGGGCCCCACGGAGUACUGCCUGCAGACGGGUCUCACCCAAGCCAAAAAAUCGUGCGAAGUUUGCGACGCGACCAAUGCUUCAAUAGCCCAUCCCCCAGAAUAUCUGACGGAUUUUAAUAACAACGACAAUCCCACAUGGUGGCAGAGUGAGACGAUGUACGAAGGGAUUCAGUACCCAAACCGGGUGAAUCUCACACUGCAUCUCGGUAAAUCCUUCGACAUCACGUAUGUCCGUGUGAAGUUCUAUAAUAGCCGUCCUGAGAGUUUCGCCAUUUAUAAAAGAACCAGCGAAGAUGGUGAAUGGAUUCCUUAUCAAUAUUACAGUGCUACCUGCCAGUCAACAUAUGGCGUGAACGUCUCUCUCUUUACGACGUAUGGUGAUGAAACUAAAGCGUUGUGUACUACAGAAUUCAGUGAUAUUUCUCCUCUUACUGGUGGCAACGUCGCUUUUAGUACUUUGGAAGGACGUCCAUCUGCGUAUGUUGAUUAUGACAACAAUCCUGUUUUACAGGUGAGCAGCUGA
Molecule: messenger RNA, 1017 nt
Organism: Stegodyphus dumicola
Lineage: Eukaryota; Metazoa; Arthropoda; Arachnida; Araneae; Eresidae
Gene: LanB2
Product: laminin subunit gamma-1
Biological process (GO): tissue development; animal organ morphogenesis
Source: RefSeq, a predicted model, not a curated record